Molecule: messenger RNA, 6637 nt
Organism: Bufo gargarizans (Asiatic toad)
Lineage: Eukaryota; Metazoa; Chordata; Amphibia; Anura; Bufonidae
Gene: EML6
Product: EMAP like 6
Exons: 41
Coding region: 392-6268 (1958 amino acids)
Molecular function (GO): microtubule binding
Source: RefSeq, a predicted model, not a curated record
GGUGCUGAUGCUGCGGCUCAUUAGCUUCUGCCAGCACAGGCUAUGCGUUUUCUUGCAUCCUGCUGCUGAAUGACAAGACCGAUUCUGCAUAGGAUGCUGCAGUGACGGGUCGGCACCGCUGCGCUCACCCGUCCGUCAGCCUCCACCUGUUUGUGGCACAGAACUUCCAGUCCUUGUGGGCAGUGCAUGCCCGGGCAGCAGGGAGAUGAUGCCAUGCUAGAAGCUCAGGUUGCCGCCUGCAGCCAGGGGAUUAUGGUGGCACUAGCUGCUGUCAUCGGCUCUGCUGGGAGCGGGGACAUCAGGUGCUGACAGCGGAGGAGGAGCGGACACCCUGCCAGGAGAAGACCUUGUGCCACCCCCUGUACACACACAGCAGUGUCCUUCUAGUAUCAUGGCGGAUAGGACUGCUCCUGGAUGCCAGCUGCGCCUGGAGUGGGUAUACGGCUACAGGGGGCACCAGUGCCGCAACAACCUGUACUACACAGGCGGCAAGGAGGUGGUCUACUUCGUGGCCGGGGUGGGGGUGGUCUACAACACCCGGGAGCACAGCCAGAAAUUCUUCCUUGGCCACAACGAUGAUAUUAUCAGCCUUGCUUUACAUCCAGACAAAACCCUUGUUGCCACAGGACAGGUCGGAAAAGACCCUUACAUAUGUAUCUGGGAUUCAUACACGGUGCAGACAGUUUCCAUCCUGAAAGAUGUGCACACGCAUGGAGUAGCUGGCUUGGCGUUUGAUUCAGAUGGACAGCGCCUCGCCUCUGUGGGUCUGGAUGCCAAAAACACAGUUUGCAUUUGGGAUUGGCAGAAAGGCAAAGUAUUGGCAACCGCUACUGGCCACUCCGACAGGAUCUUUGAUAUCUCAUGGGAUCCGUAUCAGCAGAACAGAUUGGUCAGUUGUGGGGUCAAACAUAUCAAGUUCUGGACUUUAUGUGGAAAUGCCCUCACAGCAAAGAGAGGGAUUUUUGGGAAAACUGGAGAUUUACAGACCAUAUUGUGCUUAUCGUGUGCAAGAGAUGACGUCACUUACUCAGGUGCAUUAAAUGGGGACAUCUAUGUGUGGAAGGGUCUGAUGCUGGUCCGUACCAUUCAAGGAGCUCACAGUGCUGGGAUUUUUAGUAUGUAUGCCUGUGAAGAAGGCUUUUGUACUGGUGGAAGAGAUGGCUGCAUUCGUCUAUGGGACAACGACUUCAAAGCCAUCACUAAAAUUGAUCUUCGUGAAAGUGAGCAAGGUUAUAAGGGCCUCUCCAUCAGGAGCGUGUGCUGGAGAGGAGAUCGGAUUCUAGCCGGGACACAGGACAGUGAAAUCUUUGAAGUGAUGGUGCGGGAACGGGAUAAGCCCAUGUUAAUAAUGCAGGGACAUUGCGAGGGAGAGCUCUGGGCCCUCGCUGUGCACCCGAAGAAACCGUUAGCUGUUACCGGCAGUGAUGAUCGAUCUGUGAGGUUGUGGAGUCUUGCAGACCAUGCUUUGAUAGCUCGCUGUAAUAUGGAGGAAGCUGUGCGGAGUGUGGCCUUUAGUCCAGAUGGAUCUCAGCUUGCCCUUGGAAUGAAGGAUGGUUCAUUCACUGUUCUCAGGGUCAGGGAUAUGACAGAAGUCGUUCACAUUAAAGACAGAAAAGAAGUCAUUCAUGAAAUGAAGUUUUCCCCAGAUGGCUCCUAUCUUGCCGUGGGUUCUAAUGAUGGUCUGGUGGACGUGUAUGCGGUUGCUCAGCGAUACAAAAAAAUUGGGGAAUGCAAUAAGUCUUCGAGUUUUAUAACCCACCUUGACUGGUCUGUGGAUAGCAAGUACCUGCAAACGAAUGACGGGGCUGGAGAAAGAUUGUUUUACAAGAUGCCAUCUGGGAAACAUCUGACAAAUAAAGAUGAAAUAAAAGGCAUACAUUGGUUUUCUUGGACGUGUGUGGUCGGACCAGAAGUCAAUGGAAUAUGGCCAAAAUAUACAGACCUCACUGAUAUCAAUUCAGUGGAUGCCAAUUUUAAUAGCACAUCGCUGGUCACUGGAGAUGAUUUUGGGCUUGUAAAAUUAUUCAGGUUCCCUAGCCUUAAAAAAGGAGCCAAGUUUCGGAAAUAUGUCGGCCAUUCAGCACAUGUCACAAAUGUACGCUGGUCAUAUGACUUCCAGUGGGUUUUGAGCACCGGAGGAGCUGACCACUCUGUUUUUCAGUGGAGAUUUAUUCCUGAAGGAAUGGCAAAUGGUAUCAUUGAAACUCCACCUCAAGAAGGGAUCAUUGAUUCCUGCAGUGAAGAGUCGGAUUCAGAUGUAUCAGAUGUCCCCGAACUAGACUCUGACAUCGAGCAGGAGACACAAAUCAAUUAUGAUCGCCAGGUUUACAAAGAAGAUCUACCUCAGCUCAAGCAGCAAAAUAAAGAAAAGCAAAACUCAUUGCCUUCUCUUAAAAGAGAAAAAGCCCCAGAAGAAAGUUUGAAGUUAAAGUUUGUACAUGGCUACAGAGGCUAUGACUGUAGAAACAAUCUCUUCUACACUCAGACUGGUGAGGUGGUGUACCAUGUGGCAGCAGUGGCGGUGGUGUAUGACCGGCUGCAGCAUUCCCAAAGACUAUACCUGGGUCACGAUGAUGACAUCCUCAGUCUGGCCAUCCACCCAGUGAAAGAUUAUGUAGCAACUGGCCAGAUCGGACGGGAUGCUGCAAUUCAUGUAUGGGAUACGCAGACAUUGAAGUGUUUAUCACUGUUAAAGGGACAACACCAAAGAGGGGUGUGUGCGCUGGAUUUUUCAGCUGAUGGGAAAUGUCUGGUGUCUGUUGGCUUGGAUGAUAACCACACAGUUGUGUUCUGGGACUGGAAAAAAGGAGAGAAAAUUGCAACAACGCGGGGCCACAAAGAUAAAAUAUUUGUUGUGAAAUGUAACCCCCAUCAUACUGAUAAGCUGGUCACCGUGGGCAUGAAGCACAUCAAGUUCUGGCAACAAACAGGGGGAGGAUUUACCUCUAAAAGGGGAACUUUUGGAAAUAUUGCAAAACUAGAGACAAUGAUGUGUGUUUCAUAUGGACGGACAGAGGAUUUGGUGUUUUCCGGAGCAGCAACUGGAGACAUUUAUGUUUGGAAAGACACCCUUCUUCUUAAAACCAUUAAAGCCCACGAUGGACCUGUAUUUGCCAUGUACGCAUUGGAUAAGGGCUUUGUAACUGGAGGAAAGGACGGAGUGGUGGAGCUCUGGGAUGAUAUGUUUGAAAGGUGCCUGAAGACAUACGCCAUUAAAAGAUCUGCAAUUUCUUCUAAUUCAAAAGGCUUACUUUUAGAAGAUAAUCCUUCAAUUCGUGCCAUCACUUUGGGACAUGGACACAUAUUGGUUGGGACCAAGAAUGGAGAAGUUCUAGAAAUUGAUAAAAGUGGUCCAAUAACGUUGCUUGUCCAGGGUCAUAUGGAAGGAGAAGUCUGGGGUCUGGCGACCCAUCCACAGCUACCUAUAAGUGCCACAGUGAGUGAUGACAGAACACUCCGGAUAUGGGAACUCUCCUCCCAACACCGCAUGCUGGCUGUGCGGAAGCUGAAAAGGGGCGGACGAUGCUGUGCCUUCUCUCCAGAUGGGAAAGCCUUAGCUGUAGGCCUGAACGAUGGCAGCUUCAUAGUGGUAAAUGCUGACACUCUUGAAGACAUGGUGUCUUUUCACCAUAGGAAGGAAAUGAUAGCUGACAUAAAAUUUUCGCCAGAGGCUGGAAAAUAUCUGGCGGUGGCCUCUCAUGAUAACUUUGUUGAUAUCUAUAAUGUCCUGACAAGCAAGAGAGUUGGCAUCUGCAAAGGAGCCUCCAGCUAUAUCACCCACAUUGAUUGGGACUCUAGAGGUAAAUUGCUGCAAGUUAAUACAGGUGCCAAAGAACAAUUAUUCUUCGAAGCUCCAAGGGGAAAAAGAUAUGUCAUUAAAUCUGCCGAGAUGGAGCGGAUAGAAUGGCACUCCUGGACCUGCGUCCUUGGCCCCACGUGUGAAGGAAUCUGGCCUGCUCAUAGUGAUGUGACGGACGUAAAUGCCGCCUCCCUUACCAAAGACAGAAAAUCUUUAGCUACAGGAGAUGAUUUUGGCUUUGUGAAACUCUUUUCCUAUCCAGUAAAGGGUCGUGAUGCAAGAUUCAAAAAAUACAUUGGCCAUAGCGCUCACGUGACCAAUGUCAGAUGGUUAUAUGACGAUUCAACGCUGCUCACUGUAGGUGGAGCAGAUACAGCGCUCAUGAUCUGGACAAGAGACGCAUUUGGCAAUUUAGAGAGCAAACCCGUGGACAGCGAAGAGUCGGAUACUGAUGCGGAGGAAGAUGGAGGUUAUGACAGUGAUGUUGCAAGAGAGAAAUCAGUUGAUUACACCACUAAAAUCUACGCGGUGAGCAUACGAGAAAUGGAAGGAACAAAGCCACAUCAGCAGAUAAAGGAGGCGUCUGUGGAGGAAAGACCAUCGGUUAGCCGAGCGGCUCCUCAGCCAGAAAAGCUGCAGAAGAAUAACAUCAAUAAGAAAAAGAAAACCAUUGAGGAGCUCUCUUUGGAACAUGUAUUUGGAUACCGAGGCUUUGAUUGUCGUAACAACCUCCAUUACCUCAAUGAUGGUACAGACAUCGUCUAUCACACAGCAGCCGCUGCCAUCGUCCAGAGCCUUUCUGCAGGAAGUCAGAGCUUUUAUCUGGAGCACACGGAUGAUAUACUUUGCCUGACUGUCAAUCAACACCCAAAAUACAAGAACGUUGUAGCAACUGGACAAAUCGGUGCUACUCCCUCCAUUCAUAUCUGGGAUGCUAUGAGCAAGCAUACUCUGUCCAUACUGCGGUGCUUUCACGCUAAGGGAGUUGCAUUCAUCAAUUUUAGUGCAACAGGAAAGUUGUUGGUGUCUGUAGGUGUUGAUCCAGAAAAUACCAUAACGGUGUGGCGAUGGCAGGAAGGUUCUAAGGUCGCCAGUAAAGCAAAUCACGUGGAUCGGAUAUUUGUGGCAGAGUUUCGUCCAGACUCGGACACGCAAUUUGUAUCUGUUGGAGUAAAACACAUUAAGUUCUGGACUCUGGCUGGGAGCGCUUUACUCUAUAAGAAAGGGAUUGUCGGAUCUGUGGACAAUGCCAAAAUGCAGACAAUGCUCUCCGUUGCCUUUGGGGCUAAUAGCCUCACCUUCACCGGUGCCAUAAAUGGAGAUGUCUACGUCUGGAAAGAUCACUUUCUAAUCCGACUGGUGGCUAAAGCACACACAGGCCCCGUCUUCACAAUGUAUACAACGCUACGUGAUGGACUCAUUGUAACCGGUGGAAAGGAACGCCCGACAAAAGAAGGGGGCGCCGUUAAGCUAUGGGAUCAGGAAAUGAAACGUUGCCGAGCAUUUCAGCUGGAGACAGGCCAAGCCCUGGACUGUGUGCGCUCAGUAUGCAGAGGCAAGGGCAAAAUUUUGGUGGGGACCAAAGAUGGAGAAAUAAUUGAAGUCGGAGAAAAAAAUGCUGCUUCCAAUAUCCUAAUUAAUGGUCAUGUAGAAGGAGAGAUCUGGGGUCUUGCAGCACAUCCAUCCAAGGACAUAUUCCUCACAGCAAGUAAUGAUGGCACUGCAAGGGUAUGGGACCUUGCCGAUAAAAAGCUUCUGAACAAAGUGAGUUUGGGUUAUGCCGCAUGUUGCGCAGCCUACAGCCCUAAUGGAGAAAUGGUAACAAUUGGCAUGAGGAACGGAGAGUUUGUUAUUCUGCUUGUCAAUUCUCUGAAAGUGUGGGGCAAGAAAAGAGACCGCAAAGGAGCUAUCCAGGACAUCAGGAUAAGUCCUGAUAAUAAAUACCUGGCUGUUGGAUCGGCAGAAAACACAGUCGAUUUUUAUGAUAUUACUCAAGGGUCUUCAUUGAACAGGAUCGGUUACUGCAAAGACAUCCCCAGUUUUGUGAUACAGAUGGAUUUCUCUGCAGAUAGUAAAUACAUUCAGGUAGCAACCGGGGCUUACAAGCGACAAGUACAUGAAGUGCCAUCUGGCAAGCAAAUAAUAGAUGGUGCCUUGAUAGAGAAGAUUACCUGGGCUACUUGGACAAGCAUCCUGGGAGAUGAAGUGAUCGGUAUCUGGCCACGUAAUGCGGAUAAAGCUGAUGUCAACUGCGCAUGCGUGUCACACGCUGGACUCAACAUUGUUACAGGAGACGACUUCGGCCUGGUUAAACUCUUUGACUUUCCUUGCACUGAGAAAUUUGCCAAACACAAACGAUACUUUGGUCAUUCGGCACAUGUGACUAAUGUCCGUUUUUCGCACGAUGACAAGUAUGUCAUGAGCACUGGAGGGGAUGACUGCAGCGUGUUUGUCUGGAGAUGCCUUUAAAAGCAGAGGAAUGCUUGCAUCACGGUGACUUGAAACGCGUGGUGGCAGCCGCCGCACACAUCCAUGUAAAUGCUGCUUGGGUUUCUUGUGUCAACUGGACUGGAAGGACAACAGUGUAGAGAUGGGACCUGUUACUUCCAAGUGAUGAAAAGCUAUUUUUUGGGGCACAAUGCAUCACUUUACUUCCAAGAAGACUGAUCUUACAAAGAAACACAUCCAUCCAAACAUGAUUACUUUAGCCUUUCACUAUAUUUUAGAUUUUAUAGAGGUGUAAAUUGAAUCAACCGCUUUGCAGCCCAUUGAUAUCUGAAACGCGACUUUACUCUAUCGACGGAUCUAAUAGAGCUGCAUCCUUAGUGAAAACGAUAA